Vigna umbellata (rice bean) is the source of this 1551-nucleotide messenger RNA. The record is from RefSeq and is a predicted model, not a curated record. NCBI's taxonomy places the organism in Eukaryota, Viridiplantae, Streptophyta, Magnoliopsida, Fabales, Fabaceae.
CUGUGUAAUAUCACGUUUUUCUUUAGGUAUUAAUUAGAGUUUGAACUACUGCAAUGCAAUAAAGGAAAAACACAGUCCGUGGUCUAAUCCCUAAACUCUAAACUUAGUUAUUUUCUUGUUAACAUUGGUUAUAAAGGCAUAUCUUUUGUUUCACUUCUGAAACAUUUAAGAUUUUUAUAUUUUCUGAUUUGGAUUGUAUCAUUUUUUCCAAAAUAAUAUUGGUUUUUUGUACAUGACCAAUCUAUAGCCGUUGAAUCCUCUUAUAGUAUGCUUGAUUGAGGACCCUCACCUUUGCUAAAGAACUUCUUAUCUCUGUAUUAUCUAAUCUCUGCUAUGCUUGGUGCAUUGAUGCUCAUUUCUUAGAAGUAAAAAGUAAUAACUUGGAGUCUUGUACCUAAAAAAUAAAACCAUUGUGCGGUUCAAACUUUCUUGGACUGAAUUUGUGGCUUGCUUUGCAAUUUAAGUUCAAUAACUGUGAGGAAAUUUAGCAUCACUAACUAGCAGUUAACGAUUGUUGGAAGUUUUUGAUGUAUUACUAACUUUGGAAUAUGAAUAUGGUGAAGGCUGCUAGCUCUUUGGAGAAAUCAAAGGCCAAGACAGGGCGGCAGCAGUAUCCCUUCUACUCACGGCGACUUGGUUAUUCAUUACAGGGUGCUCAUCCAAACUCAGAUAUACAGAAAACUAGUUCUGUUAAUUCCCAUAAUUUCAGUGCUUCAAGAGAGUUGAAUGGUGUCUCUUCAGUAGUGAAAGACAACUUAUUAAGUCCAAAUAGUAGAUCAUUGGCCGCCCCAGUUGGUGCCACUAGAUCCACUUCUAUACCUGCUCCCUCUAGAAGCUUAGGUAACAACAAUUCAACCCCUUCUUCAUGGAUAACAUUGGAGAAGAAACCAACUUUUCCUACCCAGAGCAGGAAUGAUUUCUUCAAGAAUCUUUCAAGGAAGAGUUCCAUGGAAAAACCUUCUUCUGAAGCCAGCACAACAAAUGUCUCUAGUUCUCCCAUUCCGAAAUCUAGAGAUGCUUCUUCAGUGGAUUCCUCUUCUCUGAACAUGGUGAGUGACUGCAGCUCCAUAAUUACAGUGAACGACAAUGCUGCCAAUGAACCUCUGAAACCUUCAAGCAGUGGAGAGAAUCAGCAUAUCAGAAAUCCAUUUCCUUUUACAGAAGAGGAAGAGAUUGCAUUUUUACGUUCACUUGGGUGGCAGGAAAGUGCUGGAGAUGAUGAAGGCCUCACUGAAGAGGAGAUACAAAACUUCUAUGAACAGCACAUGAAGUUACAGCCAUGAACAAUUAUUCUGCAACAUGUGCUUCAAUGACAGAAUGCACUGCUACUUGAUUCCGUUGCUGGAAGAUUAGGUGGAACUCCACAAGUAAAUUAUGUUUACAACUUAGAAGUUUUUCUAUUUUUUACUGUUAUUUGUUAAAGAUACAAACUCUGCUACAGGUUUUAGUAGGCGAAUAGAACUAGUAGGACAAUAGAAAUGCUUCACCAUACUUCAUUAUCAUUAGAAAUAGAAAAAGGGCAAGAAAUUAGUUUAUUUUGUUCUUUUCUUU